AUGAAGUUCUUCAAGUUCGCGCUUCCCCUCGCCCUCGCCCUCUCGACCCAGGGAGGCGUCGAGGCCAACCCGCUGCCCAUCGGCGAGCGCUCGGUCGCCGCCGCGGCUGACCUGGCCGCAUCGACCCACGAGCUCGUCGCGCGCGCCCCGACCACCGACGCCGCCUUCACGGUGGCCACGUCGACCGUCAACUCGGCCAUCACCUGCCCUAACGGCAUCGCGGGCCGCACGGGCGGUGUCAUCCUCCUCGUCCACGGCACGGGCCAGACGGGACAGGAGACGUGGGCCAACGGACCCUACGUCUCGCUGCUGCCCAACUACUCGCCCGGCUACGACGUCUGCUACGUGACGCUGCCGUCGCGCUCGUGGCAGGACGCCCAGACGUCGUCCGAGUACGUGGCGCGCGCCGUCCAGAUCCUCGCGCCCAAGUCCAAGACGGGCACCGUGUCCAUCAUCGGCCACUCGCAGGGCAACAUCAACAUCCAGUGGGCCCUCUCCUUCUGGCCCUCGAUCAGGCCCAAGGUGCACCAGUUUGUCUCGCUCGCCGGCGACUUCAAGGGCACGCUGCUCGCCUACCUGGGAUGCGCCGCCAACGACCUCCUCGCCCCGGGCACCGGCUGCCAGCCCUCGGUGCUGCAGCAGGCCUCCAACUCGAGGUACCUCCGCGUCCUCAAGAACGCCGCCGGCAGCGCCCUGGUCAAGACCCUCUCGCUCUCGACGGCCUACGACGAGGUCGUCGUGCCCCAGUCGGGCACCUCGGGCACCUCGUACCUCCCCGGCGCCACCAACGUCCAGCUGCAGCAGAGCAACAUCUGCGGCGCCCUCCACCCCGCCGGACACAUCAGCAUGACCAUCGACCCCGCCGCCUUUGAGCUCGCCUACGAGACCAUCCGCACCGGCACCACGCCCAUGGGCUCCACCUUUGACAAGUGGUCGUGCUUCAACUUCUUCUUUGGCACCGGCUACAACAACAACACCUUCGCCAAGACGGCCGACGCCCUCCAGGCCGCCUUCCAGUUCGCCCUCGGCACCGCCUCGUACCCGACCACCAAGACCGAGCCCGCCAUCCGCUCCUACGCCCAGGCCUACCUCUAG
This is a messenger RNA of Pseudozyma flocculosa PF-1, 1095 nucleotides long. RefSeq lists its product as uncharacterized. The transcript has a single exon. NCBI's taxonomy places the organism in Eukaryota, Fungi, Basidiomycota, Ustilaginomycetes, Ustilaginales, Ustilaginaceae. The coding region runs from base 1 to 1095 and encodes 364 amino acids. The record is from RefSeq and is a predicted model, not a curated record.